Stereum hirsutum FP-91666 SS1 is the source of this 1959-nucleotide messenger RNA. Its product is annotated as G-protein alpha subunit. The coding region runs from base 15 to 1349 and encodes 444 amino acids. Lineage: Eukaryota; Fungi; Basidiomycota; Agaricomycetes; Russulales; Stereaceae. Gene Ontology annotation, cellular component: heterotrimeric G-protein complex. The transcript is spliced from 10 exons. Gene Ontology annotation, biological process: adenylate cyclase-activating G protein-coupled receptor signaling pathway. The record is from RefSeq and is a predicted model, not a curated record. Gene Ontology annotation, molecular function: guanyl nucleotide binding; G-protein beta/gamma-subunit complex binding; GTPase activity.
CCUGCACAUCAUACAUGCCCCGCCGCCCCGCCAGCGCGCCUUCCCCGAGAAUGCCAGGAAUCGUGGACGAUGCAGAGGCCAGGCGCAUAUCCAAGUCCAUAGACGAGAUGCUCAAGCAAGAGCGGGAGGGGAUGAAGAAGAAGCAGUCCAACCGGAAAGACGUCAAAGUCAUGCUCCUCGGCCAGGCAGAGUCUGGCAAAUCGACACUCCAGAAACAGUUUCAGCUCUACUACGCCUCGCAGACGCUCGACCGCGAACGGCCCUCAUGGCGCCCUAUCGUCUUCUUCAACGUCAUCAAGGCCGUCCGGACCAUCCUCGAAGAACUCGAGAUGGAAUUCACGAACAACCAGACCGACAACUCCUUCUCGUCCCUAAUCAACCUCGGCCCCAACUGGCCAGAUGAGAUCGGCCGGAUACGCACGAAGCUCCUACCGCUGAUCACCAUCGAGGACAACCUAGCCUCGGAGCUGUCGAACGGCGUGAGCGUCGCGGGUGGCAGAUCCGGCGUCUAUGUUCGCGCAGGCUGGCAGGCGCUCGUGACGCCCACACGGUCCUGGCCACUUUCCGAUAUUCGCAACUCGCUAGCGAACGCAAAGGCGGGCGUGAUGGCGAAUAUGGCCGCUCGGCAAUUGCAUGAUACGAAGUAUGACGUCGAAAGGCUUUGGCGUCAUCCCGCCGUCAAGGCUCUCCUCAGGCUACGCAAACUACGACUGGACGAGUCUGCAUCAUUCUUUCUGGAAGAGGUACAUCGACUAUCAGAACCGGAAUACAUGCCCACAACAGAGGACAUCCUACACGUACGGCUACAAACGCUCGGCGUCACAGAACACACGUUCGAUAUCAAUUUCGGAGGGGGGCAUUAUAAUUGGUAUCUUUAUGAUGUCGGUGGGGCUCGGCACGCAUGGGUACCGUAUUUUGAUGAUGCCACCGCUAUCAUCUUUUUGGCACCUAUCAGCGCUUUUGAUCAGUACCUGGAAGAAGACCCGCGGACGAACCGGAUCGACGAUUCGUUGCAGCUGUUCACGGCGAUUUGUACGAAUAAGCUGUUGAAGAAUUCGAGCUUGGUGUUGAUGCUGAAUAAGACCGACCUGCUGAAGAAGAAGCUACAAUCGGGGAUCGUGGUCAAGAAAUACAUCACUUCGUACGGCGAACGACCGAAUCGGUACGAGGACGUGUCGGAGUAUUUCCGUGCGCAUUUCUCGCAGGUGCAUAAGAGGAAGGGUCAGAGCCGACAGAAGCUGUUCGUGCAUUUCACGUCGAUGUUGGACGUCAGUGCGACGCAGAAGAUUAUUGUGGAUGUCAAUGAGGCUAUCAUCCGAUCGUACCUGGGGCAAUCCGGACUUGCAUGAUCGUAUUGACCGCCAAUGAUCAGCACCAACCUCGCCUUGCGCGUUUGGCCACCUCCCCAACCUUCUCCACCCUCCACCUACCGAUAUUUACUCACGAUGCGACAUCCCUUCCUGCCCCGCCUCGAAUGGGCGGUGUUCUCCCUCACCCUGAUCGUUAUGAUGUCCUUUCACCCAUGCAUGCGCCCACAUCUAAGUACCGUAUCGUACCCCAUCCUCCGCUCUAUAUAAGUAUUCUCGAUUCUCGCAUUCCUCUGCUUCUGCUUCUGCUUCUUCUGAGCCACGCCCAAGCCCACGCCCGCAUCACACCUCUGCUCUACAGUCAUACCAUCGCAAUCAAUCUCGAUUAUUUGUUUCUCCUCUUUUCUCUCUCUUUUCUCCUCCUCCGAUCAUUGCCAUUUUCCUCUAUUCCCUUUACAUACGUGUUUUUUGUCAAUGGUUUGCCUUUCCGUUUAAACAUUCCGUCACGUUUAUGAGAUGAGAUAAGAUGAGAGACGUUGCUCGCUGCUCGUUGUUCUUCUAUUUUCUAUUCCCUUCUUCCUCGUUCGCUUGCUUGCGCGCCUGCCUGCUUGAUUUGUAUUAAUUCGUUUUUUGCUACCCCUGGUUCGUUAGU